CCCGCUCGCCCCGCGCUCCGCGGCCUCCCGGAGGGCCCGUCGCCCGCCCCUCUCGGCACGCAACGCGCCGGCCGCCGCCUCUGCCUUCGCCGGGCCCCGGGCCUCUGCGCAGACAACAUGGAGGCCGUGAAGACCUUCAACAGCGAGGAUUGUGCCUCUACUCCUGCUUGUACAGACUGCUUUUCCAGCAGCAUGGACACAAGAAGCAUAUUAUAUUCGCUGAAUGACUAUAAACCACCCAUUUCUAAAGCGAAAAUGACCCAGAUUACAAAGGCAGCUAUCAAAGCUAUUAAGUUCUAUAAACACGUGGUACAAAGUGUCGAGAAAUUCAUUCAGAAAUGUAAACCAGAAUACAAGGUACCUGGACUGUAUGUUAUUGACUCCAUUGUGCGACAAUCCCGGCAUCAGUUCGGUCAAGAAAAGGAUGUGUUUGCACCCAGAUUUAGUAAUAACAUCAUUAGCACUUUCCAGAAUUUAUAUCGUUGCCCUGGGGAUGACAAGAGUAAAAUAGUGAGAGUAUUAAACUUGUGGCAGAAGAAUAAUGUUUUUAAGAGUGAGAUUAUCCAGCCUCUUCUGGAUAUGGCAGCAGGGAUCCCUCCCCCAGUUGUCACUCCAGUUUUGGCCAGCACCACUGCAGCGAUGAGCAAUACUCCAGGAACCCCUGUGACACCUGUUACUCCAGCCAAUGUGGUCCAAGGCUUACCUGAUCCAUGGGUGUCUCAGAUAACAAACACAGACACACUGGCAGCCGUUGCUCAGAUCUUACAGAGUCCUCAAGGUCAGCAGCUUCAGCAGCUCAUACAAACCUUACAGAUACAACAGCAGAAGCCCCAGCCUUCCAUCCUGCAGGCCUUGGAUGCUGGUCUUGUGGUUCAGUUGCAGGCACUCACAGCACAGCUUACAGCUGCAGCCGCAGCAGCCAACUCCCUUACACCCUUGGAUCAGGGAGUCUCUUUCAACAAGAAGUUGAUGGAUAGAUUUGAUUUUGGGGAAGAUUCUGAGCACAGUGAAGAAUCCAAAAAGGAAAUUCCUACUCCUCAACUUUCUCAUGUUUCCGAAUCUGUGAACAACUCCAUCUUCCAUCAGAUUGCAGAGCAGCUGCAGCAGCAGAACCUGGAGCACCUUCGACAGCAGCUCUUGGAGCAGCAGCAGCCUCAGAAGGUAACUCCUCAAGAUAGCCAGGAGGGAACAUUUGGGUCAGAGCACUCAGCAUCACCCUCACAAGGAAGUAGCCAGCAGCAUUUUCUGGAACCUGAAGCAAAUUUAGAUGAUUCCAUAGACAUUCAGCAACAGGAUAUGGAUAUUGAUGAAGGACAAGAUGUUGUUGAAGAGGAGAUCUUUGAACCAGAAGCUAAGAAAGUAGCUGUUCGCUCAAGAUCAAGAACCCAUUCGCGAUCUCGAUCAAGAUCACCAAGAAAACGAAGGUCCAGGUCACGAUCUGGGUCGAGAAAGCGAAAACAUAGGAAGCGAUCCCGCUCCCGCUCUAGAGAAAGAAAGAGAAAAUCAUCACGGUCAUAUUCAAGUGAAAGAAGAGCCAGAGAAAGGGAGAAAGAACGCCAAAAAAAGGGAUUGCCUCCUGUCAGAUCAAAAACUCUAAGUGUGUGCAGCACUACUCUCUGGGUUGGCCAAGUGGAUAAGAAGGCUACACAGCAAGAUCUAACCAACCUUUUUGAGGAGUUUGGACAAAUUGAAUCUAUUAAUAUGAUUCCACCCAGGGGCUGUGCAUAUGUCUGUAUGGUUCAUCGACAAGAUUCUUUUCGGGCUCUUCAGAAACUGAGUUCAGGAUCCUAUAAAAUUGGUUCCAAGGUCAUUAAGAUUGCCUGGGCUUUGAACAAAGGUGUAAAGACGGAAUAUAAACAGUUCUGGGAUGUGGAUCUUGGAGUCACAUAUAUACCUUGGGAAAAAGUUAAAGUGGAUGACUUGGAUGGCUUUGCAGAAGGAGGCAUGAUAGACCAGGAAACUGUAAAUGCUGAAUGGGAAACUGUGAAAACCUCAGAACCCGUUAAAGAGACGGUCCAGACUACACAGAGUCCAACUCCAGUUGAAAAGGAGACAGUGGUUACAACACAGGCAGAGGUUUUCCCUCCGCCUGUGGCCAUGCUGCAGAUUCCAGUAGCUCCAGCGGUUCCUGCAGUUAGUCUAGUUCCACCAGCGUUUCCUGUGUCAAUGCCGGUCCCACCUCCUGGAUUCAGCCCAAUCCCUCCUCCUCCUUUUCUACGAGCAAGUUUUAACCCUUCUCAACCACCUCCUGGUUUUAUGCCACCUCCGGUUCCCCCACCUGUUGUACCUCCCCCUGCAAUUCCUCCAGUAGUACCAACAUCUUUAGUGCAACCACCAUUGUCCAUGACCCCAGAAACUGUGAAAGAUGUUGGAUUUGGUAGCCUUGUUUUACCAGGUGGUUCCGUUGCCAGCAGUCUCGCUCCUUCAACUCUAUCAGCUGGAAAUGUUUUUAAUCCUCCCAAUAAAGCAGAGCCUGAAGAAAAAGUACCUCACCUUACAGAACACCAGAUUCCUUCUGGUGAAAACACCAGACCAGUGAUUCCAAAUGAUAUUCCAAGUAGUGCUGCAAUGUUAGCACAGCCACCUGGCCCCGCAAACACCUCUGGGAUCCUGUGUGUGCAGAGACCAAAUGUGUCAAGUAAUUCUGAAAUUCUGGGGGUUCGGCCAGCUAAUGUUUCCAGUAAUGCUGCGAUUAUUGGAGCCCAGCCACCAAAUAUUCUAAAUAACUCUGGAAUUUUGGGCAUACAGCCACCAAAUGUGUCGAGUGGCUCUGGACUUCUUGGGGUACUGCCUCCAAACUUGCCUAACAACUCUGGACUUGUAGGACUACAGCCACCAAAUGUUUCAAAUCCUGCUGGACUUUUGGGAACACAGCCACCAAUUGGACCUCAAAACUUACCUCCCUUAACUAUCCCAGCUCAAAGGAUGCCUGCAUUGCCAAUGUUAGACAUCCGUCCAGGACUGAUACCACAGGCUCCUGGACCAAGAUUCCCUUUACUACAGCCUGGAAUCCCUCCCCAGAGGGGGAUCCCUCCCCCAUCGGUACUUGAUGCAGCUCUUCACCCGCCACCCCGUGGACCUUUUCCUCCUGGAGAUCUUUUUAGUCAGCCAGAAAGACCUUUUCUGGCUCCUGGAAGACCAAGUAUAGACAAUGUUCCCAACCCAGAUAAACGAAUACCACUUGGGAAUGACAGUAUUCAGCAGGAAGGGGAUAGAGAUUACCGUUUUCCUCCUGUAGAAACAAGAGAGGGCAUUAAUAGACCUCCCCCGGUGGAUGUUAGGGAUGUGGUUGGGCGACCUAUAGAUCCCCGAGAAGGCCCUGGAAGGCCUCCAUUAGAUGGUAGGGAUCAUUUUGGAAGACCUCCUAUGGACAUGAGAGAGAAUCUUGUGAGGCCAGGUCUAGAUCAUCUUGGUCGAAGAGACCACUUUGGCUUUCCCCCAGAGAAGCCUUGGGGGCAUAGAGAUUUUGAUGAGAGAGAGCAUCGAGUUCUGCCUGUCUUUGGUGGUCCAAAAGGCUUACAUGAAGAAAGAGGUAGAUUUCGGGCUGGAAGUUACCGAUUUGAUCCUAGAAGUGGUCCUUGGAACAGAGGAUUUGCACAAGAAGUUCACAGAGAUUUUGAUGACCGCAGAAGACCCUGGGAGAGGCAGAGGGAUAGGGAUGACAGAGAUUUUGAUUUCUGCAGAGAAAUUAAUGGAAAUCGUCUUGGACGAGAUAGAAUUCAAAACACUUGGGUCCCCCCUCCUCAUGCUCGGGUGUUUGAUUAUUUCGAAGGGGCCACUUCUCAACGAAAAGGUGAUAAUGUGCCUCAAGUUAACGGUGAAAAUACAGAGAGGCAUGCUCAGCCACCGCCUUUACCAGUACAGAAGGACCCUGAACUCUAUGACAAACUGGCAUCUUCAGGUGACGUAGACAAGGAGGAGAGCGGCACAGUUGCUGAUGUAGAAAGUGAAGCAGUGGUGGUAGAGAGCACAGAGACUGAGGGGACAUAACCAUCGCUCAGUAGGUAAAAGAAACCUUUUGUACAGUUGUCAUCUCUGUAAGAGGGUAAUGGCUGACUGCACCAGAGUUGUUCACGUUUAUCUGCCAGAACUAAGUUAAUCUGAUGUUCAUGUUCACCUUUCUCUUAAAAUUAUUGUACAACUGACUUGUAGAGACAUUGUUCUUAAUAUGAACAUGGUAGGUAAACAUUUUUUUAUUUUUCUGAUAAAGUAUAAAUGUUGCCCCAGAUUCUUUUAACGUCAAGGAGAUGCUAACAGCUUGUCGGAGACUUCCUAUGGAAGAGAGGGUUUUAGACACUGUCGUUGGGUUGGCUAUGGUAAUGACGUAAUUGCAGAACAGCAGGGUGUGGCACAUCUUCUUCCUAUCUCUAGGCUGCUGCAGGAUUUUAAGGUAACAAAGCUGUGACAUUUUAUGCAAGGACUGGCUCUAGAUUCUUGAGGAGCAUAAUACAGAGAUUUUAAAAAGUGAUUUUGUGAAAAUCUCCACUAUGGUCUCUGUUCCUCCAAAGUAAGUGUGUGUGAUUUGUUCCUCAUACUGCAGUGAGUAAAAAAGAAAAGAAAAAGCAAACAACGUAAACAUUAAAAUACGUUUCAAUGUUGGGUGAAUUUUGUUUUUAGAUGCCAAUAAAACUUACUUGUUUGAUAACAGUGUUCUAGGAAUUGUAUUUUUUUAACCUACAAAUUCUUAAAACUGAAUUGUUAGUAGCAUGCACUUAGCUGUGGAAGUUCCCCAUUACACUUUAACAACAAUGAAGAGUUAUGUGGUGGUAAAAACCUGUAUGCUUUUAUAUAAAAACCAUGCAGUCUGAUUAAUAUGUACGCAGUACCCAUGUAUAUUUAUUGUAUAAGCCAUGUAGUUUUUCUUUCUCUGUAUGUCUGUCUCUAUGCUUAUACAGAGAAAAGGUAGAAUGUUUUUUAAAAGUUUAAUAACAUACUCUUUAAAACUUGAUAGAAAAUUGGAAACAUUGGAUAAAUUAACAUUGCUUUUGGUUAUAGUUUUCAAUCUUGGUAAAUAUGAAGAAAUUAGAAAGAAGUAUAUUGGCCAAGAGGCAGUUCUGCAGUAUUUUGUUUAAUACAGCUGAACAUAAAGCCAGGUGCAGCAUGUAGUCAGAUUGCACUUAAGUUCUUCCAAGUUUUCACUUUUCACGCUCUAUUUGCUGUUCUGUGUAGAUAAUACUGUCAUUAAGAAGUGCAGUUCACGUGCCCACCAUGAGUUUCUUGAUUGCACAAAAUGUAUACUGGUGUUGAUGGACUUAAGAGAUUUUGAUAUACCAGGAAUAAAGUGUCCAUCAUGUGUUUUGUAGGCUCUGGGUUACAUUGUUUAGACAAGACUCUAAGGUAAACUGAAGAGAAGAAAUUGAGGUUGGCUUCUUGUUUGCUUUUGCCCUUAAGUUUCAUUUAUUUGCUGUUUUCUUUUGAGUUUUCUACAUAUAGUAUAUACAUGUAAAAAAAGAGCCAUCGAUAUUUUUUAAUUUCCAGUGGAAAGCUUUCCUAUGAUCCUGAGCAGUCAUUUUCAGGAGUUCAUCCUUUGCUCUAGCUAAAGUUUCUAAGCCAUAACAGCACAGCAGCCAUGUCCAAUACGAUUUGUUUGUGUACCCUUGUGGUGGUCAUCUAGAGAGCUAUAACUUCUGUGGCCACAGUUAGUCCUUUUCUCACAUGGUGUAAAUACAGAUAAUAGGACAUAAUAUAUUUCAUAAUUUGGGGAAAGUAGGUAAGCGUAGGAGGGUUUGAAUGUUUAGUUCCAAAGUAACCCAGUCGAUAGUCUGAUUUUUAUUUCAGGUCUUUCCCUUAGGACAGAGUCAAAGUUGCAAAUUUAGGGCAAAGUAAACGUUCAGGAAAGACUGCCUUUGACCUUAGGAAAUGAUACUAAGUACAGUUUCUCAAAACAACUUUAGUUCCAAUUACUCUGAUCAAAAUUAAUGGACGUUUGUUCAAGUUAAGUAGCAAUAUAAAUAAGACUUGUUUGUUAGUGAUUUUUCUAAAAAACAUUCUAAGCCUUUGCUCUUCUUGUGGGUGCUUGAGGUGGGUUGCACUUGCACUGGUUUGGAGGUUCUAGAAAGUGCAAGUUAACCAACCUCAUCAGCUGUCAUCACUGUGUCAUCUUGAGCAUGGGGACUCUUGUAUGAUUUAAAAGAAAUGACUUCAUUCCUCCCGUGCCCUUCUCUAGUUAUAUAAUGUUAAGGAAAGAAAUACCUAGCCCUGUUGACUGAACUAGAAUUUCCUUCACCAGCACUUAAAUACUCCAGAGAAAAGUUAAUUGUUUUAUCUGAUAGGUUUGGCUUAGGACCUGCCCUAUUUUGUAUGCCGUUGAUCACAGCUCUGUCACUAGAAUGGUGCCAACUGGAAUAUGUGAGCAGUGGCCCAACCCCCUCAUACAGUGCUUGGUGGGUUUGUGGGCAGUACUGUACGAGACACUCAGUCACAUAGUGUGCAUUUGUUUGUUGCUGGGGUGGACCCCUGGCCAGUUGCAUGCUGGGUGCUCUCCCACUGAGAUACACUCCACAGCCCCGCAUAGUUUUACUGUGAUGCCACACUCUUCUUUGUAGUUUAGCAGACUGAAUUAAUUAUUUUUUUAAUCUGUAAACAUUUCAUUGAUCUUGAGCUCUGUUCUUAGCAUUAGUGUGUGUACAGUGCAGUUGAUAACUUCUGCAGUGCAUAGAAACAUGUGACAAAGCCAUCUGCAUGAGCAGCAUUCGGGGUCGGAUGCUCAUUGUAGGUCACUCUAGGUAAGGAAAGAAUCGGAAGUUAAUGGGAAGGUCCAAAUGGUAAGAAUGCCAUUUAAACUCAAGGUAAUUCCGUGUAACUUCAUUCUUAUCCUGGGAAUUGGGCUGUUUUAUUCAGUUUUCCAUCCCCACUUUUGUGAAAGAUUACACUUUAUGAAGCGACUGGACACCUAGGAAUGCUGAGAACCAGGAGCAAUGCUAUUUUUUAAAGUUACUUUUUAAAACAUAGCAAAUUUCAUUGGGUAAAAUGCCAUUAAUUGCAAGCAACACUACUCAGAAACAGGCUGUUUCCAGUAAGACAUACCAGUGACUAUAAAAUAAUUCCUAACUCAGAGAUAUUUCGAGUUAAAAGGGUCAUAGAAUCAAAGAAAAAGGAUUUACUAAGUAGACAGUGUAGUGAACAUGCGUGAAUAUUACUGCUAGUGAGUGAAUCUCGAUACAUUUCCUGCCCAUUUAAUACAGAUCCACUGAGUAAGUGAUUCCAAGAAUAUUAUAUUUUCCUCACUGUGUAUUCAAAUGGGCAUGACCUUUGAGCCAAGGGCAUUGUAUAUUCAAUUAAAAUAUUUUUGCUAUACCUUAUGUGCCUUUAUAUUAUUUACUAGGUGCUGUGUUAGUAAAAUAUUUCAGUACCUUUUACAUUUUUCCUCUUUACAAACAAAUAUUUUACUUACGUACUGCAGAAGAUGAGAACAAAUAUCUGUAAUUCAUUUUUAAGGCAGGCAGAUAAAACACUAAGUUAUUUAAUCACAGAUGCUAUAGGGUGACAUAGAAUUAUGUUUUUCCUAAGUGUUCUUGCUGUGGUUUUUAUAUAAAAUAUAGCCUCUAUAAGACCUUGUGAGCUGUGGGCACUAAAAAUUUAAUGUUCACAUCUAAAGAAAAAAAGAUUUGGUGAAGGCAAACAUUAAAACCUAUAAUGGCAUACUUUAAUAUAGGUACACACAGAAAGUGAUUUUGUAGUGUGCUGUUCCCUAUGGUUCCCCGCUUUCUAGGGAGUGUUACAGGCACCUGGAGCCCUGAAAAUUGUAAGAACUGUGCGAGUAGUCACUACAGACUGAAGACUUCUGAGAGGUUUUAUGACACACUCAUAGACAUGUGUGUAAGCUAUGUUGACAUACCUUCUUUAGUGUGUUUUCUGCUGAAUCCCACCUACGUACUCCCGUUCCAGAUACACAUUGAAUAUGUUCCCUCCUCCUCUCAGUUUUAGGCCAGGGUCUCACCUGUAGCUUAGGCUGGCCUUGAACUCAUGACAGUCCCUCUGCUCCCUAGUGGUAGGAUUACAAGUGUGCAUUAGUCACCAUACCUGGCUUACACAAAAUACUCUUUAAAUUGUUUUCUACUUAAAAUAUUCUAGUUUCAUAGAACUUUUUAGUGAUGUAACAAUACAUUUAUGGCAAUUGAUGCUGGAGAGAGACUAAAAUGUAGAGAUCAUCAUAGUUUAAAUUCCUAUUUUUAAAAAUGAACUAUUGCACCAAGAAAAGAAUUGAGAAGAAAUCAGUAAGAUGACUACAGGAAGCAUUUGCUUUACUUACAUGUGCUUUUUAUAGGGUUACUCAAACUUCUACUUUAUCAUGUAAUUGGGUAUUUUAAUUUCAGAAAGAACCUUUAGUGGACAAAUUUGUUAUGAUUAAAUUGGUCAGGAACUGGCAUCAGUGUCAUUACGAGGACUGCCUAGAUGGGUCUUACAUCAGGAACUGACACACAUAAGUAGUUUCUCCAGAUAGGCUCCUUGCUCCCCCACCCACCCACCCACCCCUGCCUCCGUAAGCAGGGUUUUCAUCUCGUGUGCACUUAGAAUUACCUUGCUUUGUUCUGAAGAUUGUGGAAGAUAGAGAACAAAUACUUUGAGCCUCCUUUUCUCUCCCCUCCUUUACCUUUUUCCUUUUGUUACUGUAUCAAAGGGGGAGAAAAGUGUAAUGGGGUAACUUCUAAUUAUGUAAAAUAUUAGCUGCUUCAUGCAGUAAGCUGAGAAUACAUUUGCACAGAGCCAGAUGCAUGGUUUAAUGAGUGUACACUUUGCAUAAGACCAGAUAUAUGGUUUAAUGAGUGUACACUUUGCAUAAGACCAGAUACAUGGUUUCAUACCUGUACACGUUAUCCCCUGAAGCAGCCUGCAGGGAAUUGGUACUGAGACUUUUCCCCCAGGUACCAAAAUCUACAGGUGCUCAGUUUUGUCCUUCCAUGUACUUUAAGUCAGCUCAGAUUUCCUUUUAAGCCUAGUAACUGUGAUGUAGGCUUGGUAGUUAUUACACUCUGUUGUUUAAUGUUGUUUAAGGGGAUAAUGACCAAAGAAAGAGUUUGUGUGUUCAAUAUAGAUUCUUCUGAGUUUUCAAACACUUGUCGUCUGAAUCUGAAGUUGAUUGAGUCCACCACAGCAGACUUUCUGAAUGCAGGGGACUUGAGUGCAAAUGUUCUUUGUCUCCUCCUACCCUAUCUGCCAUUGCUCCCAGAAUUCCAGGCUGUACAGGAGCAGGCAGGGCUGGAAACUGAAAUUGUGACCCGUAUUAAAAGGGAGUUGCUUCCCCACCCUGAUCUCUAGGCUGUUUCCAGCAUUUUAAUACCGUAGCUUGUUGAAUGUCAUAGAACACAGGCCACUCAGGAGUCUGAAGCAAUAAGAUCUUGAGUUCAGCCUGAGUCACAUAGUGGAUCUGUGUCUUUAACAAAAAAUAUAAUAAGCAGUAAUAGUUUUCUAUUUUGUGACUGACAAGUUGAAGAAGAGAAGAAGAAAUUACUGCUUUUGGGUUUUCAAACUGGCCUUACCAGUUGCUAGAAUGUCUUUGCGAAAGCUACUGAACCUCCAGUCUUUAUUUCUUCGUAGCUAGACAGUCUUCAUCACUGAAGAUACCCAUAGCUAAUACUCAGGAUGCAUACUGUGUUGAGUGGAAUAACAAUUGCAUCGUGUUUGUGGGGCAAUCCUGUGACCAUCUUGGGAAGUAGUCUUUGUAGUAUCUGUUUUGCUUGGGAGAAACUUAAGUCACAGGUGUAAGUGGCUUCCUUAAGUCUCAGUUUGUAUUAGAGUGAACUUUGAAACCCUGUUACCAGGUUUUGAAAUUAGUGUAUGCCAGUUCUGAAAAUGCCCAACCAGGCUUUUUAGGAUUUAUGGUUGCAUUAAGCACUUAAGUCCCCUUUUUGUGGUUACACAUGUACAUUGUUGUUCCUCCUCUUAGAAUAUCUAAGAACUCACUUAAUGGUUUUAAGUUUGCGCAAUGAUGUCCUUUCAACUAGUGUGAAGGCAGGUUUGUAUUGCAUUGAUGCUAAAUAAGGUUUCGUUUAGAAAACACUUUGCUCACAAAUAAAAUGUGAAAACCCUUUUCCAUUUCCCUUUCUCCUUGAAGAUGCUCUGUAACCAGUGAGGACUUCUUUGCAGAUUUGCGUUGGAGAGGGUGGUUUUGUCAACUUCAAAAAUUCAGUUUUAUGCACUGUAUGUAUAAUCAAGAUUUAGUAAUCUGUUUCUUUGUAUCAACCAUUCUAUAAAUAGUCCAUUGGGCUUGGAUUAAACAAAGUAUGAAGUAAUAGUACAUACAUUGAGAAUUAUUAAUGCUUGCUUUCCACUUGAAUUCAUACAGUUUAGAGGCUAGCCUUUGCACUUUGUACUAAUAGUUAAUUUACAAUUAUUUUUCCAUAUUAAAAUGCAUAACAGGAUUCUUCAAGUAUUCACAUCCCUAAGCUAGAUUCAUACAAACUUAGUUUACAUAUUGUCGUGACACUGUUUUCAGAGUCCUAGAACCAGCAAUGAAUGGUGGCCAUUUUACUGCCCAGUCUUCCCCUCAGAGGACAUGCUCAUAGAAUUUGUUAGGUAAACUCCCAUUCCUGCUAAUCUUAGCAAAUCUGAUUAUUUUGUUUAUGAUUAUUACAUGAAAUAAAAUGUUCCUCUGAUUUUUUUUUUUUUUUAUAAUGGAAGUUUCCUAUUUCAUUGGUAGUCAGUUUUUACAGUAGCUGUCUGGACAUGUCCUUUACUAGUUUAAUACAUGUGCUGUGUAAACUAGACCUUUCCUCCUUUGAGCCCUUUAGAUGGAGAGGCUUCCUAACCCUUUACUUGGAGCCUUUUCUGAAUCUAUUAUGUUUUCAAUUGUUGGCCCCAGUAGUCCAUGUCCACGACUGUGUUAGUUUUCUCACUACAGGCCUAGAAGUGCUUGGAGUAGAAAGAGUUUUAACCCCUGUGUGGCAAGCAUUGUAUACAGUUUAUCUUCAGAAAUAGUCACUGAGGAGGCUCAGAUACCUCUGUUGUUUUUAAACAAGACAGUGCUCUCCUGUCCACCACUCUUGGCUUGCAUGUGUGUGCUCCCCCCCCCCCCCCCCAACUUUACUGACUUCAAAGCUGUGCUUGCCAAGGCUGUAGUUCUCACCUUUGGUAGAGCUGUGGUGUUAGUAAGCGGACUAUGUUGGGGAGCUUCCUGGAGCUGAUAUAGCAACUUACCAAGAAGUAUAGUAGCUAGCAGCUAGCAGCAUGAGUCAGCAAAGCCCUUCUCCCCCUUCCCCCAGGCCCUGGAGAUAGCCCCCCCACCCCAAUCUUCUGGUUGUUCUCAGCCACCCCUGAGCUGUUCUUGAGUUGCGGAUUCCUCAUGCUGGUGUCUGCCUACUGUCUCUGGACGGGUUGUGUCUUCGCACCAUCAUCUUCUGUCAGUGCAUGUAUGUGUUAAGAGCUCUGACGUAUCUCAGAAUAUUUUGAGGGGCACUAAUGACCCCAUCUACAGCAGCCUAAGACUAAACUGCGUAACUAUAUAAAAUCCAUGUAAAUUGACCCCCUAGAGCAUAGUGGAAAGAGUAGACACAUCAGAGUAACAGUCUGUAUUUAUGGAGCUCCAUUAUAAAAUCACUUUGGCUGUUACAACAGUGAAAUUUAAAACUACUGAAGUUCAUUGCGAACCAUUAAACAGGAUAUUCCAUACUGCCUACCUUUUCAGGUGAAUGUGUAAUGCCCGUACUUGCCCAUUAACACUUGAGCUAGUGGAAUGUGCAGAGAAAAUCCAGUAAUACUAUUGUUACAUCACAGCAAGCAGCCUCUGUGAAUUGUUCCAUUAAAAAAUGGUUGAUGAACCAGGACUCAGCAAUGGAGCAUGUCUAGUAUGUGUGUGUCCCCAGGUUUGAUCCUCCUGAAUGAAAGGGAAAGAACGUGGAUUUGUAAAGGUGGAUGGUUUUUAGGUGUCAUUAAAUAGCACUCUAAAAGUGUGCACUCAAGUCCAUUUUGAUUCAUUUUGUCAUGUUAUCAAAAAACUGGCAAUAUUUAUAUUUUCUGUUUUGUUUACUUGUUGAACUGUAUGAUGUAGCUGAUGUUUUCCUGUGUCCCGGCCUGCCAGCAGUCAGGACAGUUCUCUCCCACUAGCGUCCCCCAAGUAAAUACACAGAGGUUUAUAUUAUUUAAACUGUUUGGCCUAAUGGCUCAAGCUUCUUGCUAGCUAGAUCCUAUAUCUUAAAUUAACCCAUUUCUAUAAAUCUAUACCUUGCCACAUGGCUCGUAGCUUACAGGUAUCUUACAUGUUGUUUCCCAUGGCGGCGGCUGGCAGCGUCUCCUGCCUCAGCCUUCCACUUCCCAGAAUUUUCCUCUCUGCUUAUCCCGCCUAUCCUAUACUUCCUGCCUGGCUACUGGCCAAUCAGUGUUUUAUUUAUCAAUCAAUCAUAGCAACACAUUCUCACAGCAUACAGAACAUCCCACAACAGUAUGACCCAUUCUUUGCUAUUUCAGUGGCUUAGUACGCAUGGCAUUUUAAAAAUACAGUGUAACUUGAAACCUUUCUCAAUUUUUCACACAAUUAGCCAGCAGUAUCAAGUUAAAAAAACAAACAAACAACAUAAAUCUUACUGAAAUCUUAAUUAGGCAAGCAUGGAAAGGUCCAGACUGAGUAGAUGUCUGAACAAUGACCCCGGUAGCUUUUACUGAAAUUGAGAAUUUCCGUGAGUAGUAUAUGAGGAGCACCCAGCACUUCUACACCAUGGUACACUCUCUAGAUGGCUGUUCAUUGUGGCGAGUGUAGCCCUGGUGAAUCAGGCAAGUUAGUGCUCUAUGGUAAUAGCAACAAUUAAGGAAUUAUUUAUGCAGAAUUAGGUAUUAGAACCCAGAGUCAGAGAGGCAAGGACAUUGUGUAGUUCUUGGAGUGCUAUAGGUUUUAGAAGUGUGCUAUGUGUCUGAAUCCCCGACUCUUGAGGCCAGUGACAGGACCCUGAUCUGAUGUCCUAGGUGGAGGGCCCAUCAUUGAAAGAGGUGCCUUAAGAGCUUCCUUCCUGUCGUUCAUUGUCUGAAUCAUGUCCAGGUAGUUACAGUUUCUUGAAUAAGUCAGUAUUGCUGAAUUUCUUAUGCAAUAAAAUGAGGAAAUCAGGUUUUUCAGGGUAUCACCCCCAGUGAUAAUUGGAAAAGAUCGAUUCUUUUGAAAUUGAGCAAAACAAAGACUUCUCCCUUGAAUAUAUCCAUGCUUAAAAAAUUGUUAAUCCUGGAAAUAAAUUGUGUUGAUCACUUCA
Molecule: messenger RNA, 13172 nt
Organism: Peromyscus californicus insignis
Lineage: Eukaryota; Metazoa; Chordata; Mammalia; Rodentia; Cricetidae
Gene: Scaf8
Product: SR-related CTD associated factor 8
Exons: 21
Coding region: 118-3990 (1290 amino acids)
Cellular component (GO): nucleus
Molecular function (GO): RNA binding
Source: RefSeq, a predicted model, not a curated record